Molecule: messenger RNA, 657 nt
Organism: Penicillium macrosclerotiorum
Lineage: Eukaryota; Fungi; Ascomycota; Eurotiomycetes; Eurotiales; Aspergillaceae
Product: phosphoribosylglycinamide formyltransferase
Exons: 2
Coding region: 1-657 (218 amino acids)
Biological process (GO): 'de novo' IMP biosynthetic process
Cellular component (GO): cytoplasm
Molecular function (GO): phosphoribosylglycinamide formyltransferase activity
Source: RefSeq, a predicted model, not a curated record
AUGACCACUCCCAUCCGCACGACAGUCCUUAUUUCGGGCAACGGCUCGAACCUGCAGGCUGUGAUCGACAAAAUCGCCGCAGGCCAGCUGAACGCCAAGCUCAUCCGUGUGCUCUCCAAUCGCAAAGACGCCUUUGGCCUCGAGCGCGCGCGGAAAGCCGAUAUUCCCACGCAAUACCACAACCUUGUCAAGUACAAGAAGCAGCACCCGGCCACGCCGGAAGGCGUUCAGGCCGCGCGCGAGGAGUACGAUGCCGAGCUGGCGCGUCUGAUCCUCGCCGACCAGCCCGAGCUUGUUGUGUGUCUCGGCUUCAUGCAUAUCCUGUCGCCACAAUUCUUGGAGCCAUUGGAGGCAGCCAAGGUGCGCAUCAUCAACUUGCACCCCGCGCUGCCGGGGGCCUUUAAUGGAGUGAGCGCGAUUGAGCGAGCUCAUGCGGCUUGGAUGGAGGGCAAGAUCGAUAAGACGGGCGUUAUGAUUCACGAUGUGAUCUCGGAGGUGGACAUGGGCAAUCCGAUCCUCGUGAAGGAGAUUCCUUUCCAAAAGGGCCGGGACGAGGACUUGGAAGGGUUCGAGAAGCGUGUACAUGAGACGGAGUGGGGUACCGUCAUCGAGGGCGUGGGCCUCGUACUCGAAGAGCUGGCAGCCAAGAAGCAAUGA